AUGAGUGGAUUUACACAUUACAAAAUAGAGACAACAGAUUCAAGAAUAGAUGCUUAUCCACCUUAGAGAAAUUAUCAAUACUAAUAAUACACAAAUUCACAAUUAAGGUAAAUCUUUAUAUUGAUUUAUCAAGGACUGAAGAUUACAGAGUACAAACCAAUUCCAUUCCUUAGGAAUAAAUAACUAUAACUGAUUAAGCAUCUUUUUAGAAGAUUAUUGAAGCUAAAGAUAGAGGUAACAAAAUCAUUAAUAUUAGAAAUUGCAAAUUUAAGGGAAAGUGUGAAUUCCUUAAACAACUAAAUAUCUGAUUAUUUGAAGGAGUUGGAUUAAUGGAAAUAUAAGUAUAAACAAUUGUAAGCUGAAAAAGGAACUAGUCGUGUUACGAAUGUUUACUAAGGCAAUGAUUUUGAAAUUAACUAAUAUAAGGAAGAGAUAACCAAACUUAGAUAAGAAAAUAAUGAAAUCAAGUUUAGACUAGAGCGCAAUGUAGGCGUUGCUUCAAAUGACUAUGAAGUCAAUUAAUUGAAGAUGCAAAUUAAACAGUUAGAAGACCAAGUCAAGAAAAAUUCUUUUGUCUCAUACAUUCCAAAUUAAGAAAUCAAUGAACUGAAAGAUUAACUUAAAUAAUUAACUUUAGAAAAGGAGGAUCUCAUUAAAGCCAAAAAUUUAUUGCAUUAAUAGUACUAAUAAUCAUAAAUACAAAUACAAUAAAGCAGCUCUAAAAUAUCCUUCGGUUAGGAUUUAGAUUAAUUUAGAAAUGAAAGAGAGGAUCACAAAAGAAAAAUCAAAUUAUUAGAAGACAAAAUUCAAGAUCAAUAAUAAGAAAUUUAAAGAUUAAAUUUUAAUUGUGACUCCUAUAUUUAAGAAAUCCAACAAUCAUCUAUGAGAUCUACUAGUAAAAAUCAAAAUGCAGAAAUUGAAGGGUAUUUAAAAAGAAUUUCUGCAUUACAACAUGAAGUCUUGGUCUGGUAAGAUCGUUAUAAAGCUACAUAAACUUAGGAAUAGGUGUUUGCAAUUGAAUAAAAAGUUACUUAAAAAGAUAAUUAAAUUGCGUUUUUGUAAGAAAGAAUUAGGUAAUUUGAAUUAUAAGUUGAUUAAUUAAAAUUAGAAGUAGAUAAAUCUAAAAAAGAAAUAAAUGGAUAUAGAAUUAGCUUUGAAAGUAGAAAAUCAGACACAUAAGAAGUAGAUGCAUUAAAAAGGAAAAUUGCAGAGAUGGAACAAGACAUUUAAAUUUUGAUAUAAGAUUUAAAUGAAAGAGAUUANUCAAAAAUAGAAUGA
Paramecium octaurelia is the source of this 1278-nucleotide messenger RNA. NCBI's taxonomy places the organism in Eukaryota, Ciliophora, Oligohymenophorea, Peniculida, Parameciidae. The record is from the annotation of a GenBank genome assembly.